AAUCGCACAGCCUUGCAGCAUCCCAACGCAUCACAUGACCAUCCCCCAGCAGAUGGUUUGGGUGAUGUCACAUUGAUUCGUGAGGAGAGCGCCUUUCGUUCGACCUGGAGAAAUUCUGAAGGAUUUUAUCACAAGGGUAUUAUUUUUUUUUACCUUAAAGGGUGAGUGUGUCAGGUGGUCACCAUGGGGGAACUGUUCAGGAGCGAGGAGAUGACGCUUGCCCAGCUCUUCCUCCAGUCUGAGGCAGCCUACUGCUGUGUCAGCGAGCUGGGAGAACUGGGAAUGGUUCAGUUCCGCGAUCUCAACCCAGACGUGAAUGUGUUCCAGAGGAAGUUUGUGAAUGAAGUGAGGAGGUGUGAGGAGAUGGACAGGAAACUAAGGUUUGUCGAGAAGGAGAUUAAAAAAGCCAACAUCCCGACUGUGGAUACAGGAGAGAAUCCCGAAGUCCCCUUCCCUAGGGAUAUGAUUGACCUGGAGGCCACAUUUGAGAAGCUGGAGAACGAGCUGAAGGAGAUCAACACCAACCAGGAAGCCCUGAAGAAGAACUUCCUGGAGCUGACCGAGCUCAAGCACAUCCUGCGACGUACCCAGCAGUUCUUUGACGAGAUGGAGGACCCCGCCCUGAUGGAAGAGUCGUCAGCCCUAAUGGAGGGUAACGAGGGUGGCCGGGGAGCACCGCUCCGACUCGGGUUUGUUGCUGGGGUGAUCAGCCGGGAGAGGAUCCCUACCUUUGAGAGGAUGCUGUGGAGAGUGUGCCGCGGCAACGUCUUUUUACGUCAGGCAGAAAUCGAGGACCCUCUGGAGGACCCUGCCACGGGCGACCAAGUCCACAAGUCAGUCUUCAUCAUCUUUUUCCAAGGCGAUCAGCUGAAGAACAGAGUCAAGAAGAUAUGUGAGGGGUUCCGGGCCUCCCUCUACCCCUGCCCCGAGACUCCCCAGGAAAGGAAGGAGAUGGCUGCUGGGGUCAACACCCGUAUUGACGACCUCCAGAUGGUGCUGAACCAGACAGAGGACCACAGACAGAGGGUGCUCCAGGCUGCAGCCAAGACCAUGAGGGUGUGGUUCAUCAAGGUGAGGAAGAUGAAGGCCAUUUACCACACGCUGAACCUGUGCAACAUCGACGUCACCCAGAAGUGCCUGAUCGCCGAGGUGUGGUGCCCUGUAUCCGACCUGGACUCCAUCCAGUUCGCCCUGCGCCGAGGAACGGAGAGGAGUGGCUCCACAGUGCCCUCCAUUCUCAACAGGAUGACCACCAAGCAGACUCCGCCCACCUUCAACAAGACCAAUAAGUUCACCUCUGGAUUCCAGAACAUCGUGGACGCUUACGGGAUCGGAAAUUACCGGGAGAUUAACCCAGCACCGUACACCAUCAUCACUUUCCCUUUCCUGUUUGCCGUCAUGUUCGGGGACAUGGGUCACGGUGUGCUGAUGACCUGUGCCGCCCUCUACCUGGUCAUCCGAGAGAGCCGCAUCCUCUCCCAGAAGACUGACAAUGAGAUGUUCAACAUGGUAUUCGCUGGACGCUACAUCAUCCUGCUGAUGGGAAUCUUCUCUGUCUACACCGGUAUCAUCUACAACGAUUGCUUUUCCAAAUCCCUCAACAUGUUUGGCUCCGGUUGGAGUGUCCGGCCCAUGUUCAGCCCCAAGGGAGCCAACUGGACGUUUGAAACUCUCAAUGAAAAUAAGGUGCUGCAGCUGGACCCAGCCGUGCCGGGUGUCUUCAAUGGCCCCUAUCCACUGGGUAUAGACCCGAUCUGGAACAUUGCCACCAACAAGUUGACCUUCCUUAACUCCUUCAAGAUGAAGAUGUCUGUGAUCCUGGGAGUGAUCCACAUGAUGUUUGGCGUCUCUCUCAGCCUGUUCAACCACCUGUACUUCAAGAAGCCCCUGAACAUCUUCCUGGGCUUCAUCCCUGAGAUUGUCUUCAUGGCCAGCCUGUUCGGCUACCUCAUUAUCCUGGUCUUCUACAAGUGGACGGCCUACGACGCUUUCACCUCCAAGGACGCGCCCAGCCUCCUCAUUGCCUUCAUCAACAUGUGUCUCUUCAACUACGGCGACGUCACCAAUAAGCCUCUCUACCGGGGACAGAUGGGGAUCCAGAUUGUUUUGGUGCUGAUUGCCCUUGCAUGUGUUCCCUGUAUGCUGAUAGUGAAAACUAUGGUGCUUCGGCGCCAGCACCUGUGGAAAAAGCACCUGUCACAGAAGAGGGAAGAAUGCCCUGCAGAGAAUCUAGAGCAAUCUUUAGAGCAAACAGGCGUGUCCUCAUCAACCGGACUCACCCAACAGGGCACACAGAAAUUCGGAGGGGUGCGGGUGGGCAACGGGCCCACGGAGGACGAAGCUGGUAUCAUGGACCACGACGCGCUCUCACAGCACUCUGAGGACGGAGACGAGCAUGCAGAGGAGGAACCGUUUGACUUUGGAGAUGUGGCGGUCCACCAGGCCAUCCACACCAUAGAAUACUGCCUGGGCUGCAUCUCCAACACUGCCUCCUACCUGCGACUCUGGGCCCUCAGUCUGGCCCAUGCACAGCUGUCGGAGGUGCUUUGGACGAUGGUGAUGCACCUGGGCCUAUCCUCCAGGAGCGGAGGCGGCUUCUUCGGCCUGUCAAUCAUCUUCGCGGCCUUCGCCAUGCUCACCGUGUGCAUCCUGCUCAUCAUGGAAGGCCUGUCCGCCUUCCUGCACGCGCUCCGUCUCCACUGGGUGGAGUUCCAGAAUAAGUUCUACACGGGGCAGGGCUUCAAGUUCGUCCCCUUCUCCUUCGAGAGCAUCCUGGAGGGGCGAUUUGACGAGUAAACCAGCUCGGCCACAUCCCUGACAAAUCCCAGACCAACACCCCCUCCCACCCCCCCACCCCCAGACUUUUCCCUCUAUAAACGUUUCUGCAUGGACCCCCCAAACUGCAGCUCUCUUACCCCCUCUAGGAGCCAUGUUGUGACGUGUCGGUUUCGUGAGUUGUGUGUCUACGCUCCUCUUUGCCCCACUCCAGCCUCGCAAUGUUGUGAAGUGUUGUUGUUGUUUUUCCAUUUUCACGAAACUCCCUCCUUCCUUCCGCGAUGCCAUAAGAAGUUGCUACAUAUUGUGUGUUGUCGCGUUUCACCCAUGAGCUUAUCAGUCGCUCUUCAUUCAUAUGAAAGAUGGUCAUGGAGUGUUUAUUCCAAAACGCAUGGCUAUGUAAUGACAGCUGUUGACAACAUGUGUAUGUAAUGAUGCUAUCCCGUAGCACUGCUGGUACUAACAUCAUACAAUUUUGUGAAAGUGGUGAAGAGAACAAACGAUGGGUCGGUGACAAAGUAGCAACACUGUCAAGUUUUAUUCUCUGGCAUCCUAUGGCAUCCUAUGGCAUUCCCUCAAUGUGACUGGUGUAAAAUGUUCUGGUGUAUCUAUUCAAAGAGAAUGUCCUCUGUGUGUUGUGGCUCUCCCUGUAUAUAUUGUUUUGUGCAGCAUGAUCUAGCUAUUAGCGUGACCGUGUCAAGAGGAAAUCAUAACAGAUGCUUCCUGCUAAGGAUAUGACCAAAUUGAGAUGGGGGAGAUUAUGGGGACAUGUUCAGGAGCAGUUUGAUUUGACUGUAUUUUCUGAACCCGCUCCGUUGAGGAGCAGGCAGAGCGAUAUUUAAAUCAAAACAUAAAAUGCCUUUCUAUUGGUUACUGUACUGUACUCAUUUACUUGCCCCUAACUCGCAGCAACUGUAUUGUUGUUUAUUAUACUGUAGUACUUACACAUAUAUUAUUUUAAAUGCUAGGUUUGAAGCCUAUUCUACCCUCAAACUCAUGUGAUGAAAACAACACUCUCUUUGGUUCAUAUCGGUGGUUGUGUGUGAUGUGGGCUGUCAAGUAAUGAAACAUAUCUAUCAAAAUACACACAUUAAGUCCUCUCUAGUACAAUCCUAUGGUAUGUAGUCAUCGACAAAUAUUUAUUUUGUAUUAUUUUCGUUCUGCGAAUACAUAUUUUAACUGGUUAAUGUGGUCAUCUGAAUUGUUGUGUUGUGUUCAUAGUCGGUGUGUACAUGUGCGCGUGUGCAUGCCCUGCAGAAGGAUUGGCCUAUUUAAAACAAAGUCCUGUUAACGGUCAAAUUUACUCUGCAGUGUAACAUGUGCUCUGUCAGUUGAUGUUUGUACAUGAUAUCAGUCAGAUGUGUUUGUGAAGCUAACUAUUAAAACAAAGUAUUUGGGGGAAUGGCCCUAGUGUCCUCA
Messenger RNA from Oncorhynchus mykiss (rainbow trout), 4194 nucleotides. RefSeq names its product V-type proton ATPase 116 kDa subunit a 1. Gene Ontology annotation, molecular function: ATPase binding; proton-transporting ATPase activity, rotational mechanism. NCBI's taxonomy places the organism in Eukaryota, Metazoa, Chordata, Actinopteri, Salmoniformes, Salmonidae. Gene Ontology annotation, biological process: proton transmembrane transport; vacuolar acidification. The record is from RefSeq and is a predicted model, not a curated record. Gene Ontology annotation, cellular component: vacuolar proton-transporting V-type ATPase, V0 domain; vacuolar proton-transporting V-type ATPase complex; plasma membrane.